Molecule: messenger RNA, 827 nt
Organism: Vanrija pseudolonga
Lineage: Eukaryota; Fungi; Basidiomycota; Tremellomycetes; Trichosporonales; Trichosporonaceae
Gene: mad2l1-1
Product: Mitotic spindle assembly checkpoint protein MAD2A
Exons: 5
Coding region: 118-771 (217 amino acids)
Biological process (GO): mitotic spindle assembly checkpoint signaling
Cellular component (GO): kinetochore; nucleoplasm; cytoplasm
Source: RefSeq, a predicted model, not a curated record
CAUCACCGGCGUCAGCUCAGCUACUUCAGCUCGGCUCCUUCAGCUCAGCUACUUCACAUCAGCUUCCCCACCUCAGCUUCCUCACGUCACUCUUACCACCACCGCCCACCACACACCAUGGCGACAAAACAGGCCACGCGCCAGAACCAGGCCAUCACGCUCAAGGGCUCGACGGCGCUCGUGACCGAGUUCUUCGAGUACGGCGUGAACUCAAUCCUGUACCAGCGCGGCGUGUACCCCUCCGACGACUUCCGCAUGGUCAAGAAGUAUGGCCUGCCGAUGCUCGUGACCAGCGACGACGGGCUGAAGGAGUACAUCCAGACGAUCAUGGCGCAGGUGUCUGACUGGCUCAUGUCGUCGUCCCUCACACGCCUAGUCCUCGCCAUCAAGUCGGUCGAGACGGACGAAACCCUCGAGCGCUGGCAGUUUGACAUCUACACCGAGGACGGGCCGGCUUCGUCCCUCCCCGGCGGGCCACCCGCGCAGAAGAAGAAGAAGGACAAGACGGAGAAGGAGGUGCAGGGCGAGAUCCGCGAGAUCAUGAAGCAGAUCACAAGUAGUGUGACCUUCUUGCCUAUUCUCGACGAGGAGUGCACGUUCACCAUCCUUGCCUACACCAACGACUCGCCAGACGUCGCCAUCCCCCAGACGUGGGGAGACGCAGACCCACACCUCAUCGACCGCGGCAAGGUCGAGCAGGUCCGCCUCCGCAGCUUUACGACAAACGUCCACUCGCUCGAGGCCAUGGUCGCGUACCGUGUCGGCGAGUAGCGACGCACAGCUUGUCAAUUGCCCGUAUCACUACCUGUAACUCUAGAGCAUGAACA